Molecule: messenger RNA, 4256 nt
Organism: Betta splendens (Siamese fighting fish)
Lineage: Eukaryota; Metazoa; Chordata; Actinopteri; Anabantiformes; Osphronemidae
Gene: ces2b
Product: carboxylesterase 2b
Exons: 25
Coding region: 82-3357 (1091 amino acids)
Source: RefSeq, a predicted model, not a curated record
AUCAUUGUUAGUUGAUUAUAGGUUUGUUGUGGGAAGGCUUUGAAGAGUUGUUUUUUCUUUGCACAGUCCAGGACGUCGACCAUGAAGUUCAGUGGGAAACAAACUUUACUCAUUGUAGCAGCUGUGUUUUUCCUCUGUGUGGCUGCAGACCUACAUGCCCCUGAAGUGCACACUGAGCUGGGGAGUCUGAGAGGUCAGUACGUCAGUGUUAAGGGGAAGGAGACUGGGGUCCAUGCCUACCUGGGGGUCCCCUUUGCCAAGCCCCCUGUAGGUCCUGCUCUGAGACUGGCUGCACCUCAACCUGUAGAGGGAUGGGAAGGAGUGAAAGAUGCCACCCAGCAGCCGCCCAUGUGUGUUCAACACAAACAGCAAGUAUUAGAUAUUCUUGAAAGGUUUGGUGGCAUGUUCCCAGAUGUUCCAGACGUUUCCGAAGACUGUCUCUACCUCAACAUUUACACUCCUGCAAACAGGGCUCAUGAUGCCAAACUCCCAGUCAUGGUUUGGAUCCAUGGAGGAGGAUUCGCUUUUGAAUCAGCUUCUAUGUAUGAUGGAUCUGCACUGGCUGCUUACCAGGAUGUGGUUGUGGUUUUGAUCCAGUAUCGCUUAGGACUUCUGGGAUUUCUCAGCACUGGAGAUCAACACAUGCCUGGAAACGUUGGUUUGCUGGACCAGGUACAAGCUCUGAGGUGGAUCCAGCAGCACAUUCACAACUUUGGUGGAGAUCCAGGUUUAGUCACUGUAUUUGGAGAGUCUGCAGGUGGGAUCAGUGUGUCCUUGCUGCUUCUCUCACCGUUGUCUCAUGGGUUGUUCCAUCGUGCCAUUGCUGAGAGUGGAACUGCUGCCAUGGAUGCAUAUGUGUCAAAUAACCCUUUACCAAUGAUGCAGAUUGUGGCAAAUGCAUCUGGUUGUAACCAUGAAAGCACAGAGAAAAUCGCUGAUUGUUUCAGACGCCUGGAUAUUGACUCUAUUGUAACCAUUGGGAAGGAUGUUUAUUUGAUACCUUCUAUAAACGUUGACGGACACUUCCUGACAAAACCUGUGGAGGAGCUGUUCCGUGAACAUGAAGUUCUCACUGUUCCAUUCAUGACCGGUGUGAAUGAUGAUGAAGCAGGAUGGAUACUUGCAGAUAUUUUUGGUCUUCAAAACUGGACAGAGGGAAUGGAUCGAGAGCAGAUCACAAAGACACUGUCUGUUUUCUUUCCUGAUCCCAAACAUGCAGUUCCCAUAGAUUUGAUAACAGAUGAAUAUAUUGGAACUGGUGAAGAUCGUGUGAAGAACAGAGACGGCUUCACUGAGAUGGUUGGAGAUAUUUUGUUUACUAUUCCAGCCAUUAAGACGGUCAAUGCCCACAGAGAUGUAGGUGCUGAUGUUUACAUGUAUGAGUACCAGCAUCCUCCCAAAUUCCUGCAGAAAAAAAGACCAAACUUUGUUGGGGCUGAUCAUGGAGACGAACUUUUUACAGUGUUUGGAUGUUGCUUCAGCGCUCAUGUCAAACUAUCUGACCCAUGUACUGAAGAGGAGGAAGAGUUAAGCAAAACCAUGAUGAGCUACUGGGGGAACUUUGCCCGUACAGGGUCUCCUAAUGGUGACGGUCUUGCUCACUGGCCACAGUAUGGAGCAGGAGAAGACUACCUGGCCAUUGGUUUGAAGCAGCAGGUCACUCGUCAGCAUCUGAAGAAGAACCGCUUUGUCUUCAUGACUCAGACGCUUCCAGAGAAGAUCAAGCAACAUGAGGAGAAGACAGAGCGCACACCUGAAGUGCACACUGAGCUGGGGCGUCUGAGAGGUCAGUAUGUCAGUGUUAAGGGGAAGGAGACUGGGGUCCAUGCCUACCUGGGGGUCCCCUUUGCCAAGCCCCCUGUAGGUCCUGCUCUGAGACUGGCUGCACCUCAACCUGUAGAGGGAUGGGAAGGAGUGAAAGAUGCCACCCAGCAGCCGCCCAUGUGUGCUCAAAAUAGACAGAUUGUUGUAGACUUGUCUAAUGAGCUUGGAGUUGUGUUGCAAGUCAUUCCAGACAUUUCCGAAGACUGUCUCUACCUCAACAUUUACACGCCUGCAAACAGAGCUCAUGAUGCCAAACUCCCAGUCAUGGUUUGGAUCCAUGGUGGAGGAUUUGCUACGGGUUCAGCUUCUAUGUAUGAUGGAUCUGCACUGGCUGCUUACCAGGAUGUGGUUGUGGUUUUGAUCCAGUAUCGCUUAGGAAUUCUGGGAUUUCUCAGCACUGGAGAUCAACACAUGCCUGGAAACGUUGGUUUGCUGGACCAGGUACAAGCUCUGAGGUGGAUCCAGCAGCACAUUCACAACUUUGGUGGAGAUCCAGGUUUAGUCACUGUAUUUGGAGAGUCUGCAGGUGGGAUCAGUGUGUCCUUGUUGCUUCUCUCCCCGUUGUCGCAUGGGUUGUUCCAUCGUGCCAUUGCUGAGAGUGGAACUGCUGCCAUAGAUGCAUUUGUGUCAAAUAACGCAUUACCAAUGAUGCAGAUGGUGGCAAAUGCAUCUGGUUGUAGCCAUGAAAGCACAGAGAAGAUCGCUGAUUGUAUUAGAAACCUGGAUAUUGACACUAUUGUGACCAUUGGGAAGGAUGAUAAUUUGAUUCCAUCUAUUACUGUUGACGGACACUUCCUGACAAAACCUGUGGAGGAGCUGUUCCGUGGACAUGAACUUCUCACUGUUCCAUUCAUGACCGGUGUGAAUGAUGAUGAAGCAGGAUGGCUGAUUGCAGAUUUUUUUCAUCUUCAAAACUGGACAGAGGGAAUGGAUCGAGAGCAGAUCACAAAUGCACUGUCUGUUUUCUUUUCUGAUCCCAAACAUGCAGUUGUCAGAGAUUUCAUAAUAGAUGAAUAUAUUGGAACUGGUGAAGAUCGCGUGAAGAACAGAGACGGGUUCACUGAGAUGAUUGGAGACAUUUUGUUUACUAUUCCAGCCAUUAAGACGGCCAAUGCCCACAGAGAUGCAGGUGGUGCUGUUUACCUGUAUGAAUACCAGCAUCCUCCCACACUCCUGCAGAAGAAAAGGCCGAGCUUUGUUGGGACUGAUCACGGAGAUGAACUUUUCACAGUGUUUGGAUUCUGUUUCACAACUACUCAUGUCAAACUAUCUGACCCAUGUCCUAAAGAGGAGGAAGAGUUAAGCAAAACCAUGAUGAGCUACUGGGGGAACUUUGCCCGUACAGGGUCUCCUAAUGGUGACGGUCUUGCUCGCUGGCCACAGUAUGGAGCAGGAGAAGACUACCUGGCCAUUGGUUUGAAGCAGCAGGUCACCCGUCAGCAUCUGAAGAAGAACCGCUUUGUCUUCAUGACUCAGACGCUUCCAAUGAAGAUCCAGCAACUUAAGGAGGAGAUGGAGCGUAGCGAGCUGUAGAGCUGUCACCUCCCAGCUCUCUGGCCCAUCACCUUGGUGUUAAUGUCAAUUAAAAUUAAAUGUAUGGGUGUUUUUUUCUGUAUGGUUGGUGUUUUUUGAACUCCAACAACUAAAAUCAAAUCUUAAUUACAGACUCAGGAUAAUAUCUACAUGAAGCAUUAUUGAUAGUGAGUGCUGCAGGUCCCAAGUGGCAGGACCAGCAGCUAGAUAUGAAUGUCCUGUGUAAUCAUAGAAAAAAAAGCAACAACCUCACACCUCAGCAACAAGUAUCCCCCCCCCCACUGGCCUGGCCAAGACAUCAGCAUCUCCCCAAAAGCAGGAGCUGUAUCAACUCAAUGAAAAUUGUUUUAAAUGUUAUAACAUGGCCAAUGAUGUGCAUAAAAUGAAAAUGUGAUCACAUGUGGUAUGGGAAUGGGCAUUUUGUGGCAGAACAUUGUUGUUAAGUAUUGGUUUCAUGAUAAACUAAUAAUGGUUUGCUGAGAAGAGUAUAAAUGAUUAAAGCUUUUUAAGUCAAAGUCAAAUAACAACAUGAAGUCGUUGUAGACUAAGUAUUUAUGUUUUCAGUCUGAGCCGAUCAGCCCUCUAUCAGCAUUGAGCAAAACUAACCACAGUAAACCUUUGUCACACUGACUAGGACAUGUGGAAGUGGCGUGGCCAUUACCUAUAAAAAAAUCUGCUGAGUCAUCAUUAGUUGAAUAUGUAUUUGGUGGAGGAAGGUUUGGGAAUAGACCUUUUGAUUUUGCACAGUCCAGAAUGUCGACCAUGAAGUUCAGUGGGAACCAAACUUUUCUGUCUAGCGUCUGUGUUUUACCUCUGUGUGACUGCAGACACACAUGGUGAGUCUGUAAAUACCUAUGAUGCUUUGUCUCCUGCUCUAAUUAAACUAGUCUGUAUUUAAA